Plasmodium berghei ANKA is the source of this 2565-nucleotide messenger RNA. RefSeq names its product heptatricopeptide repeat-containing protein, putative. The coding region runs from base 1 to 2565 and encodes 854 amino acids. The record is from RefSeq and is a predicted model, not a curated record. Lineage: Eukaryota; Apicomplexa; Aconoidasida; Haemosporida; Plasmodiidae. The transcript has a single exon.
AUGAUUAAACAAGUAACAAAAAAUAAUACGACAUUUUUGUGGUGUUUUAAAAGGUAUGUUUAUAUACCUAAUGAAAAUGACAUAGGAAAAUUGUCAAUUAAAAAUUUAGGAAAAUACUCAUUUGAUAUUGUGAGAUUAUCAAAGACCAAUAAUGACCUUUAUGAAGCAUUUAAAACGAGAGUAAAAAGUGAAAUAACUUUACUUGAUGGAAAAGACUGCUAUAGGAUAUUAAAAUCGUUAGAAAUAAAUAAUAAAUUAGAUGAAAAAGAAGAUUUUAUAAAAAGUGUAUUAAAUAAAAUAUCAAUAGAAAGUUGUAAAUAUUCUGUAAAAGAAAUAUGUGAUAUAUGUUUUUUAUGUUCUAAAUUAAAUUUACUGUUUAUUCCUUUAUUUGCUUCAUUAUCUCUUGCCUUUUUAAAUAAGAUAAAUUUAGCGACCCCAGAAAAUAUAUCAACUAUGUGUUUAAGUUUUUGUAAAGUUCAAAUAAAAGAUAUAAAUUUAUUUAACAGAAUAUCAGUUGCAACUUUAAAUAUAUUGCAUAUGUUUGAUGUUGAAAGUUUAAUAAAUGUAUUGAUCUCUUAUUCUUAUUUAAAUAUAAAAAAAGAAAUGCUUUUAUAUUCUUCUGUGAAUAUUUUUGUAAAAAAUCAAAACAAUAUAGACAUAAACCAUUUAAUCAAAAUUGCAUAUAUAUAUUCGAAAUUUUCUUUUAUAAAUAAUGAUAUUAAUACAAUCCUUCGAACAAAACUACCUUUAUACAUUUCAGAACUUACAAAUAUGCAAUUGGCUGAUUUAAUAAUAUCACUACAUAAAUUAUAUAUCAAUACAUAUGACAUUAAUAAAUAUUUUACUGAUGUGAACUUUUUACAAUUAGAAUUUCCUAUAGCGAUAAAAGUUAUAAAUAUAUUAUCACAGAUAAAAAAUAUUAAUAUAGAAUUUAAAUAUGAUGAAAUAAUGUUGUGUGUUAAUAAUUUUUUAUGCAUUAAUACAAAAAGGGAAUUAUUAGAAAGCGAAUUAAAUAAACAAGAUUGUGAUGAUAUAAGUUUGGUAGGAUAUAUGGAUAAUAAUAACAUAAACUUUGAAAGUAAUUAUAUAUAUGAGAAUAAUUUUUGUGAAACUAAUACACAAAAAAAUGAAGAUAAUAAAAUAAAGGAAGAACUAUGUUUGAGCAAUGUAAAUAAUGAAAUAUAUCUACCCAAUGUGGAACAAAAAUUGGAACAAAAUGACGCACCUUUUUUGGAAAUAAUUAAAAAAAAUGAAUAUCCUAAUGAAUAUUAUAUAGAAAAUGGAUUAUUUAAUUCGAGAUUAUUAAAUGAAGAAAAUGAAAUAUCCAACCAUUAUUCUAAUAUAGAUCUAAGAAAUAAAUUAAAUACAAAUUCUAUUUGUUAUUUAUGUGUAGAUAUAUUUGAAUCUUUAUGCAAUUUUCUAGUGAAAAAUAGUAUAAAUGAUGAAUAUGAAAAAAAAUUUAAAUUUUAUUUAAAUUAUAUGUGCAAAGAAAUAAUUAAAUUAAAAGAUUAUAUAAAUUUUACCUGCUUAAUUAAAUUAUUUUCGUCAUUAUUAAAAAUUCCAAUAAUAUGGGGUUUACCAUUUUUGCAACUCAAUGAUAUCACUCUAUUUAAAGAAAAUUUUUUAUUUUAUAUUGAUAAAGAAACAAAUUUUUAUGAAGAAUUGAUAAACCGAUAUUUCAAAAUUUUUCAUACAUCGGAAGAUGUUGAUAAUCAUAGUGUAAUAUUAUGCACUAUGAUUAAUUUGUUUAAAUUAAAAGACAGUGUAUUGAGUGUAAAAGUAAAUGAAAUAAUAGAGCAAAAUGAAGGGGAGAAAUAUACAGAUUUAUUAGAAAAAUGUUUACAUCACUAUUCAUCAAUAAUAAAAAAAGGAAACAAAUAUAGUGAAAAAAAAAAUAGCUACAUAAUGGAAGAAUACAUUAUAUACAAUUUCAUAGAUUAUAAUUAUAAAAAUGUUCAAUUAUGGAAUAGAAGUUUACAUGAUAAAAAAGAUAUAUCAAAUCAAGGCAUUGAAAAUUACGAAGAAUGUAGUAAUUCUUACGAUAAAUAUAAUGAAGAUAAUAUAAAUUUGCCAUACGCAUUAAAACCUACUAUUAUGGUAAAUAAAAUAUUGGCCUUAGAGUUAUUUAGUAUAGUUCAAAAUUUUACGAAAAAUUUAAAAAUUAAUUUUAAGGAUGGAAUGUAUUAUAUUCCACUAUUAGAGUAUGAUAAUUAUAUAGCUUAUAUAUUUUUAGGACCAGAAAAUUAUUUUUAUUCUUCUAAUGAGCAAAAAGAAUUAAAUUUAAUUAAUACAACAUUAAAAAAAAGUAAUAAUAUAGUAAAUAAUGAUAAGGAGGAAAAGAAGCAUGAUAUCUUUUUGAUUAAUGAUAUUUCUUACAAUCCAUAUGAUAUUUUUUAUAAUGAAAAAUAUUUUGCAAAAACAGAAAUAUUAAUAAAAAUAAAUUAUUUAUUAACAAAAGGCUAUAACAUAAUUGCUAUACCUUUUUAUUCUUGGAGAUGGAUGAAUCCUGAAGAAAAGUUUGACGCAAUUAAUGUACACCGGAAUAAUAUUCUGAACGCGCAAUAA